Cuscuta campestris is the source of this 2368-nucleotide messenger RNA. The record is from the annotation of a GenBank genome assembly. Lineage: Eukaryota; Viridiplantae; Streptophyta; Magnoliopsida; Solanales; Convolvulaceae.
AACUCCGGAUUGAGUGAGUAAUGAAUACUCUUCCGUUGGAAAUGUAUCCUCCAGCAGAGAUUUAAAGGAAAUGUCGCUUGGCGAAGCCGCAGUGAUGGCGGCGGCGACGGGUCCGCCACCAUUUGUUCUACAUACCUGCGAUUUAGCGAGAGCGACGGUGCUGCAUCCUUUCCCCCGUGGCCGCAUCAUGCAUGCGGCUAAGCUUCUUAGUUGCAGGAGGAGAAGGGCGGUGGGUGUGUUAGUUCGAAGCUCUUAUACUCGAAGGCCCAUGGACACCGCCGGCGCUUACGAGCUUGUUGACAAAGAAUCUGGUGAGAAAUUCAUAGUUUGGGGAGGAGUUGAGAACGGUGAUGAAUUAUCUGAUGUCCCUUCUAAGGAUCUCCUCUCCGCUUGGAAAGCCAACAAGCCUGCAAACGGCACUAAUGGCGGAAACUUCAAAGCAUCUAAGAUUGCACCGGGGCAAAGUUUUAGCAGACUUAAAUUCCAUAAAAUGAGACAUCUUGUGAGGAAAAAAUAUACAAAUAAGGAAGAAGGUGGUUUUCAUAAUCGUGAUUCACAGAAUGUUAGGGUGUCUAUGAAAUCUGGGUUUGACCAUUCAGGGAGGCAUGAGAGCUUUGACAUUCCCAAUGAUAGUUCCAGUUCUGAACAAUCAAUAGAUUCAGAAGUUCUCCUGCAAACGCUGAGGAGAAGGAUGGCCAAGGAUUGCGACAAUGCAACUGCUGGAAACAAAAUAAAGCAGCUUCAAAAUCAAAACAAGGACUCUGAUACCAAACCUAAGGCCCAUAAUCUUUCUUCUUUAAAAGAUGCUUCAACAGACUCUGUUGAUCACAUGGUAAGAUGGGGUAACAAAAAUGAUUCAUACGACAAAAAGAGGACCUUGUAUGAGGGCAGUAAUUUUUUCAGCAAAAGAUCAUUUCGCGAUUUGGGGUGCAGUGACUUCUUGAUUAAAUCUUUAAGGAAGCAGAUGUUUGAAAGCCCUUCCCAUAUCCAGGCAAUGGCAUUUGAACAUGUCCUUGAAGGAAAGAGCUGCAUUAUAUCUGAUCAGAGUGGCUCAGGAAAGACUUUGGCAUUUCUUCUUCCACUUAUUCAACGCCUUAGAGAACAAGAGCUCCAAGGACUUCAUAAACCCUCAUCACAAAAUCCUAAGGUCAUUGUAUUGACACCAACGGCAGAGUUGGCUUCUCAGGUUUUGAAUGUUUGCCGAUCUUUUUCAAAAUCUGGUGUUCCUUUUCGGUCUGCUGUUGUUACCGGUGGGUUUCGGCAGAGAACACAACUGGAGAAUCUUAGGCACGAGCUAGAUGUUUUGAUAGCUACACCUGGGCGAUUUAUGUUUCUAGUUAAAGAGGGCCACUUGCAUUUAACAAACCUUCAUUGCGCCGUGUUGGAUGAGGUAGACAUUCUCUUUAAGGAUGAAGAAUUUGAGACUGCGCUUGAGUGUCUGGUUAACUCCUCACCUGUCACUACACAAUUUCUAUUUGUGACUGCAACUUUGCCAGUUGAUAUAUACAACAAGUUGAUCGAAAACUUCCCUGAUUGUGAGCUUAUAACGGGUCCUGGUAUGCAUCGGACCAGUACUGGCUUAGAGGAGAUCCUUGUAGAUUGUAGCGGAGGGGAUGAACAAGAAAAAAGCCCAGAAACAGCAUUUCUCAACAAGAAAAAUGCUCUUUUGCAAUUAGCAGAGGAAAGCCCAGUUCCCAAGACAAUUGUUUUCUGUAACAAGAUUGAUAGCUGCAGACAAGUUGAAAAUGCGCUGAAACGCUUUGACAGGAAGGAAUCCUCGGUUAGAGUACUACCUUUUCAUGCUGCUUUGGAUCAAGAAACAAGGAUCGCUUGUAUGAAAGAAUUUUGUAGCCCUCAGCCGAAGAACACCUCUCUAUUCUUGGUUUGCACGGACAGAGCGUCUAGAGGUAUUGACUUUACGGGUGUGGACCAUGUAGUGCUCUUUGACUUUCCUCGCGAUCCAAGUGAAUAUGUGCGCCGUGUUGGGAGAACAGCUAGAGGUGCCGUAGGGAAAGGAAAGGCAUUCAUUUUUGUGGUUGGGAAGCAAGUUUCUCUUGCUCAUAGGAUCAUUGAAAGGAACAAGAAAGGUCACCCCCUGCAUGAUGUACCAUAUACAUAGCCAUAUGACCAUUGUAAAAAGUGUCAAAUGAUACGGUAGACAUUGGAAUUUGAGUCAUGUUAUAUAGGCAUACCAAUUAUGACACCAGAUAUGACACCAUUGUGUCUCGUAGACACGUACAAACAAUAACUUAUUGUGCAAAACUGUCCGUGAAACAUAGUGGUGUCAUAUUUGCGCGUGUCAUAGUUGGUGUGUUUAUAGCAUUUUGAUAGGUUCACAUUUAAGAUGUGAUUUGCUUAAUGGUGAAAU